AUGGUGAUGUCUUUCUCCAGAGAUAACUUGGAGCACCCAGCUUACAAUCAAACCCUCAGAAAGAAUUUUCCCGUGUCUGAAAACGCACCCAACUUUAUCAAAUACAGGUUGUCUUAUCGUAGGAUGGUUGGGAUACGGGAUCAUUCUAAGUACUGGCGAUAUUCAUGUAUGUACGAUGAACUUGCCUUGAAAACUACCAUUAGAUUCAAAGCACCGUUUGUUUCUCUUAACCCGCUUGUUUUUGAUUCUGGUAAAAGCAAAGGUAAUUGCUCAGAAAACAUUUCUAUCAAAAUCAAGGAUGGAAAGAAAUGUAGUCAUUGCAACGUUCCUGUCGUCCAGCGAGAUGGUCUGUUGCAUGUGACUGCAGAGAAAAUGCUUCUUUGUGACAAUGACUGGACGAAGGUGCCAAGACUAUUGGGCUGUUUAAUCUAUUGGACAUUACGGAUUGCCCGACUGCGCGUCAAAAUCGGGAUGGAUUCGGAUCGGUUUCGUGAGGACACGCUUAAAAGGUUGGAACGACUUGAACAUAUCUUGGAAGAAAUAAAAGACAACACGAAAGCGACUCCAAAUGAAAUUUGGCACGUCCCAAGAGAGGACAAGGUGAUUAUUUCAGUGCGGGCGAAGUUUCAAACAGUUGGUGACAUCGAUAAUGUGAAUCAACAGUUUUAUGCGUAUUUUGUCUUGACUUUAACUUGGAAGGAACCUCGUUUAAAAGGAAUGAAAAGAGAGGAUGUCGUAUGGAGUGAGCAGUGGGAUCCAAGGAUUAACUUUAAGAAUCAACUGACCGUAGACAGAUUGGAGAAGCAUCAUGAGUUACGCUACGAACCCGGAGAUGACAUCCCGACUGUCUAUAUGUAUGUUUAUGCCGCUGGUAUAUUCAAGGAAAUCUUAGAGUUGAGUGAUUUUCCAUUUGAUUACCAGAGUUUAUCCGUUCAAAUUGAAUCAGACUGGCCUGACAACAUUAUGUCGUUUGAGAAAAACAAUGAAAUAAAAGACAGUGUCAUACUACAAACAUUUGCAGGCUGUCACGAGUGGUCGCUUUGUCCUCAUGUUGUGGCUGGUAGAGUCGACCCAAAGAAAAACAAUUCUGGCUCACACAGGACUUAUCCAAAUUAUGAGAUCACGUGCCAUGUCAAAAGAAAACCAAACUUCUAUAUGUGGAAUGUUGCUCUCAUUAUGGGUCUCAUUAUGUCGUUGACGUUUUGCUCGUUUUCUGUUGACGUCGAUUCGCCAGAAGACCGACUCAGUGUAACUCUGACUUUGCUCCUAACAUCUGUCGCCUUCAAGUUUGUGGUUUCCCAGAGUCUUCCCAACGUCAGCUAUUUGACCUGCUUGGAUCAGUAUGUGAUCAGCUGCAUGAUCAUCCAGUGUAUCAUAGCAGUGCUUAAUGCGAUUGGCGGGAAAAUACCUGAGGAAAAUCAAGAGUUGUUUGAUAAUGCCUCGGUGUGUGUUCUUGGAGGAAGUGUGGUUAUCUUACAUUUUAUUUUUGGAAUUAUCUUUUCCAUAAAGGUUGCAAAAAGAAAUACGUUUUUGAGUAAAAUAACCAAAGAAUAUGAUAGAUUAGCCGCGGAAUAUAAUGAAAGAUGGAAUCAGAAAAAGAAACAUUUAAAAUCGCAAGAACAACAGGAUGAGGGAAACAAGACCCCAAGAAGUAAGAAGAGAGAGAAAAAUAAAAGACAAGUUGAGGAUAUAAACAUGGCGCUUGAACGCGGGCAAACCAAAUAGAUCACUGUUAACAGGUCAACUCAUAACUGCUUAAUACAUUCUCAUUAAUAAAAUCUGAAAUGCAACAAAGCAUUUGUAUCGAGAAAUACACACAUCAGUAU
This is a messenger RNA of Dendronephthya gigantea, 1826 nucleotides long. RefSeq lists its product as uncharacterized. The coding region runs from base 1 to 1725 and encodes 574 amino acids. The record is from RefSeq and is a predicted model, not a curated record. Gene Ontology annotation, molecular function: extracellular ligand-gated monoatomic ion channel activity; neurotransmitter receptor activity; transmembrane signaling receptor activity. NCBI's taxonomy places the organism in Eukaryota, Metazoa, Cnidaria, Anthozoa, Malacalcyonacea, Nephtheidae. Gene Ontology annotation, cellular component: neuron projection; synapse; membrane. Gene Ontology annotation, biological process: chemical synaptic transmission; nervous system process; regulation of membrane potential. The transcript is spliced from 12 exons.